Molecule: messenger RNA, 1728 nt
Organism: Limanda limanda (common dab)
Lineage: Eukaryota; Metazoa; Chordata; Actinopteri; Pleuronectiformes; Pleuronectidae
Product: kelch-like protein 23
Exons: 4
Coding region: 1-1728 (575 amino acids)
Molecular function (GO): protein binding
Source: RefSeq, a predicted model, not a curated record
AUGGCCUGCAGAGCCGACACUGAGCUCACACCUCAGAGCUUUAGAAGGAAAGUUCUCUGUGAAGACGAGGAGGAAUCAUCUGUAGACGUGAAGCACCCUGGUCCUGAUAUUCCUGAUGUUACUCUACUGGUAAAAGGUGAGAGUUUCUAUGUCAGCCGCCGGCGUCUGGCCCACCAGAGUCCCUACUUCCGGGCUCUGUUCUUUGGCUGCGGUGUAGAAAGCAACAAGAGGAAAGUGGAAAUUAAAGGCGUGUGUCUGCAGCCGUUCAGGGUUUUGAUGGAGCACAGCAGGACGUCCAGGCUGGUUUUGGACAGAGACAAUGUUUUGGGGAUCCUGCAGGCCGCAGACUUCCUCCAGCUGGAGCGAGCCCAGCUGCUGUGCUGCAAGUUCCUGGAGCGUGAGCUACACCUUACAAACUGUUUGCAAAUGAUGACUUACGCCUGGUGGCUUGGCUGCACUCAGCUGUACGCCGCUGCACGACAGGUGGUGCUCACACACUUUUCUGCUGUCAUCGCUGAAGAGGACUUCCUGUCGCUGUCCAAGGAGACCAUAGCGGAUCUUCUCGCAAGCGAUGGCCUGGCCAUCAAUAAAGACGAUCUGGCCGUGGAGGCCACUCUCCGCUGGGCAUCAUUUGACCCUAAACGUGAAGAACACUUUCUGGGGCUCAUUGAGCUGGUGAGGCCAGAGUCUCUCUCUUUACCGUUUAUCACUGAACUUCUGACCAGAAUGAAGAGCUCUGACCCCAGAGCAAAGCUCGUUGGUAUGCUGAAUGAACAUUUCCCAGCGGCCUGGUCAAUGGGCAGGUCAUUGAGGAGGAUGGGGGCCAGGGAGACCCUCUUUGUCCUGGGUGGACCUCACGAUCAGGAGCAACAGGCUCUGUACCAGUUCCACCCUCACAGCGGGAGAUGGCAAAGCUGUGCACCUCUGCAGAGGAAGAACCUCACCCAGUACUCGGUAGCUGCAGUAGGAGACAAUGUGGUUGUGACCGGUGGCCACUUCCGGGAUGUGCUGUGGUUCAGCGUGGACUGGGUCAGGAUGUACGAGUGUGGGAACCAGCGCUGGGUGGAUGCUCCGGCCCUGCAGAGAUCCAGGCACAGCCACUGCUCCGUAGGGCUGGACUCAGUCCUGUACGUCCUGGGUGGCAGCAUGGAGGAAGGGCUUGUGGCUGAUGUGGAAAGGCUGGUCCUGGGGUCAGAGGAGGGUUGGGAGGGGGUCAGCCCAUUGGUCAGGGCCGUGGAGAGGGCGGCCACUGCUGCUCUGGGGUCAUGUAUCUAUGUGGCGUGCGGCCUAGAUGAAAACGGGGAGGUGUACAGUGGCAUUCAGAGGUAUGUGGUGAAGGAGGAUCAGUGGGAUGUGGUCUCCUAUUCUCCAUUUCCACGGUAUGACCUGGUUGCCACUGAGCUCAACGGUGCCCUCUAUCUUUUUGGAGGCCAAAGCUUACGUUUUGACGUGGAGACAGAUGAGUGGACUGAGCUGGAGGAGGAAUCUCUGGACAGGAAGUUCUUCUGUGGCUGCACCACAGUCGGCGGACAGGUAUACCUGGUCAGCGAGAGGAGGAUCAACAAAGCGUCUCCCAACAUGGUGCUGAUGGACCCGUACAUAGACACAUGCAUUGAGGUAGACGAUGCCAUACCCUGCCCCGUGCCUAUCAGAGGGUGUGUCACCAUGAGAAUGGUUCAGGGUUCGUGUCACCACCAGCUCAGUAACAUUGAAACCAGUCACAGUUAG